Molecule: messenger RNA, 693 nt
Organism: Colletotrichum truncatum
Lineage: Eukaryota; Fungi; Ascomycota; Sordariomycetes; Glomerellales; Glomerellaceae
Source: RefSeq, a predicted model, not a curated record
AUGAAGACUGUGCCUGCAUCGUUCAUUGCCCUCGGCGGCUUAUUCGCCUCGCUAGCCCAAGCACAUGUCGCCAUCACGUAUCCCGGAUGGAGAGGCAACAACAUCUUCAGUAACGAAACAUUCCCCUUUGGGAUGCAGUGGAUAUAUCCAUGCGGUGGUCUAGGCGUCACAUCCAACAGAACCCACUGGCCUCUGGAUGGCGGCGCCAUCGCCGUCCAACCCGGCUUCAACAGCGGCCACAAGAGUGCUCUUAUGUACAUCAACAUCGGCAUCGGCGAGGAGCCUGCCAGCUUUACCACGGUCAUGGUUCCCAUGUUCCACCUCACCGGGCCGACCAACGAAGCCUACGAUGGAACAUUCUGCCUACCCAAGGUGCCCAUUCCUGCAGGAUUGAACCCGAGAGAGGGCGACAAGGCGUCGAUUCAGGUUAUCCAGGCGGCACAGCAUGGCGGUACGCUGUUCAGUUGCGCAGACAUCAUAUUUACAAGCGACGAAUCGAAAAUACUUCCUGUCGAUGGUUCAAAUUGCUUCAAUAUUUCGAGCUUGAGAGUAGAAGCUGCAAGCAUCGAAAUCAAUUCUUCUCCCAUUACCGAUCCUUCGAAGCCUACGGUUUCGAUAGCAAGUCCAUUCCACGCCGCUCGCAGUGUUAUGGCUCCCAUUUUCUGUCUACUUGCCGUUAUUAUUCUCAUGUAA